Cladocopium goreaui is the source of this 2126-nucleotide messenger RNA. The record is from the annotation of a GenBank genome assembly. NCBI's taxonomy places the organism in Eukaryota, Dinophyceae, Suessiales, Symbiodiniaceae.
AUGCCCCCCGCUCGGUGUCAACCCUGUGGCACCAAGUGGGUGGUGUUUGGUGGAGGGCUUUGCCAGGUGUGCAGGACCCUUGACCGCCUGAGUGCGGUGAUCCGAGGCCCUGAAGUACCUGCAGAAGCUGAGCAGGUCUUACUUCAGCGGCUGCGGGCUUGGCUGGGGGAAGCUCAGGAUCUAGGGGAAGUCGCCCGUGGGGUCGCCCCCAAUCCCCUUCAGCUUCGAGCCGGGGGAGUGGUUGAGGACCCUCCUGAGGGAGUGGGGCGUGAGGAGCCGCCCACUCCUGGGGUCACCGCCAAGGCGCCACCUGCGCCUCCACCCCCACCGCCUGUGCCAGGGGCUGGUGGGAGUGACCUAGGACGCCAGCGCACAGAGCUGGUAAAACGGGAAGUAGAGGAUCCUCCUAGGGUUGAGGCUGCAUCGUCAUCGUCCAGGGUCGCCAAGAAGGAGAAGAAGUCCAAGAAGCCGAGACGCAGGAGCUCUUCAUCACACCGAGGUGGACGCAAGGAGGCCAGAAGAUCCCGAAGUGGCCGCAGUAGGCCCAGAGCGGCGCGGAGUCCUUUGGCCAGUCCAGUGAGGCCUGCUGGGGUCACUCGAUCUGACUCAGAAGAACGUGCCAGCCGCCGAGAAAAGAAGGCUAGACCUGUGAGCCCAAGAAGUCCAUCUCGUCCACCGCAACGCCAUCGACAGUCAGCGCCUCCUAGUCAAAGGCCCUUGGGGAGGUUCUGGCAAGGGGCCAUUCCAGCUAGGUGUUACCAAGAGGAAGAGGCGAGAGGAGUUUCAAAGGCGGAACCGCCGCCAUUGGGGAAGGCGUUGAUGCCUCCUCGGAGGAGGCCUGCUGCGGCUCUUCCUGUGGGGCGAGCUAGAACCCGCAGCCUGAAGCGUCCAGCAAGGGAUCUAGACAGUGAGGAGCAGCCUGAGGAAGUCUUCAACGCCUGGGACGUCACCUUAGAGCAAUGCCGGGCCAUGGAAGAUGUGGAGGUCGUGACGGGCAGUUACUGGGAGGCCUCAGCCAGGGCAGUAGUCCGAGUACAAGAGGUCAGCCUCCGCAAGGGGGAGUUGUACUUGAAAGGGCCUGUCCUGGGCACGCAGAGCGAGCAGCUGUUGAGAGCGGCUUCAGAGCGGGAGCGCCAUGUGGUGGAGGUGCAUCUCUGCCCCCAGGAGCGGCGUCCCGACCAGGAGGACGAACUGGCCGAUGUGAGAGCAGACAAAGAGAGGAUGCAGAGAGCCCGAGAACGCAGAGCCGGGGAUGUCAGGGGAGGCGAGAUGCCCCCUGGAGACUCCUCCGAAGAGAAGGCCGACAAGAAGAAAUCAAAGCACAAGAAGAAAAAACGAAAAGACUGGAAGGUGGAAGGGCAGAAGGAGGUUGCCGUUAUCUUCAAGCACACCGGAGCCGAUCCAGACCCCAGUGUGAGGCGGACUUUUUGCCGCAGAGCCGCCCGUCUGGCUCACAAGAAGAGCAAGGGCGUAUCAGGGAGCAGCAGCUCCAGCAGCAGCGGCUCGUCCAGCCCGACCCGGGGCGACGCGAGUUUGUUUGGAGCUGCAGGCCGAGUCCAGCUGAUCGGAAAGAAACUUCCCGGGACUUUGUCAGCGGCGGCCGUCGAGGAGAUAGGCGAGAACCUCGUGACCAGCGAGGGCGGGCUUUGGGAGGUAGGCGCAGGAGCCCUACCUCCUUUGUACCUGAGGUACUUCAAGAGCCAUCUCUCCUCCAAGAUGGCUCCCGCCAUGGCGAGAGAGGCGCACACAUUGUGCCAGGCAUUGGAUUUGAUGAUCCGAGGCCGCAUCGCCGAGAGCCUGGACCUUUGCUCUCAGCGAGUAAAGGCCUUAGAAAUGAUGGCGAACGGCUGCCAUUAUACGGUAGCACAACAACAAGAGUUGCUACCACGCGAGGGCAUUACCAUCUCCACGACGUCAGAGUUCCAGGAGGCCGCCCGAAGGGCGAGGGAAGAUGGGAAAGCCCGAGCAGAAGCUUCAAGGCCGUACGGCACUCGAGGAGCGGGCGCAGGGAGGAGCGACGAGUGGACAAAAGGCAGCGGCAAGAAAGGAGAUCGGAAGGGCAAAGCAGGAAAGGGCGACUACAAGAAGCCAGAGGGCGAGAAGGGAGACCCCAAGAAGGGGAAGGG